Messenger RNA from Eruca vesicaria subsp. sativa (arugula), 576 nucleotides. The record is from the annotation of a GenBank genome assembly. NCBI's taxonomy places the organism in Eukaryota, Viridiplantae, Streptophyta, Magnoliopsida, Brassicales, Brassicaceae.
AUGGCGGAUCAAGAAGGAGGAACAGUCGUCGGAGGAGUUCGCGAUAUUGAUGCAAAUGCAAAUGAUCUUCAAGUCGAGAGUCUCGCUCGUUUCGCUGUCGAUGAACAUAACAAGAAGGAGAACGUGACACUAGAAUACAGGAGGCUCCUUGGUGCGAAAACACAAGUUGUGGCGGGAACCAUGCACCAUCUCACUGUGGAGGUGGCUGAUGGUGAGACCAAGAAGGUCUACGAGGCCAAGGUUUUGGAGAAGGCUUGGGAGAAUCUCAAGCAUUUGGAGGAUUUCAACCACGUUCGUGAUGUUUAGUCUAUGCUCUGGCUUGAGUGAGUUCCCUUUGCCUCUAAGACUAUGUGAUUAACCAAAGUAACUCUAUUUAAAUAAGUGAAAUGUGAAUCCUGUCCAUGUGUUUCUAUUUGAUGGAUGUGUGUACGGAACUGAUGAUUUGGUGUAUCUCUGACUUUCGUUUGUGUAUUAUUGCAAGUUGUCAUUUUAUAUCUAUCUACCAUGAUUUUACUAGACAUUAUGAUGAAAUUAGAAGUAGGAUGUAAGCUCAUGAUUAAAGCUAGAGUUGGUAAG